AUUCGACUUACGUGAUCUAAUUCUGGGUUCGUCUUGUCAUUGUAUUAAUAGGAUGUGUUUCUGUUCACUUUGACCAUUUCAGCCACAUUGGAAAAGGCAUUGUCGAACGAACCCUUGGGCGAGAUGGAGCCCCCAACCAAGAGGCAAUGUUUUGAUGAUGUAUUAGAUUUAAGUCGAAAGUCUAACCAUGUUACUAAUGGCAGUGAAAAACUUUCUAGCAGGAAUGAUGAUGAUGUCAUUAUGCUGAGUGAGGAUGAGGAUGAUCGUCUACUUGGGUCUCUCUGUGAUGAAAUGGAAAAAGAAAACGCUCCCAAGCAAUCACUUCUAUCCAAGUCGCGUGCAUUUCUUUUAAAACUGGAAAAUGAACUCAGAAAUGAAGAAAGUGCAUUAGUUUUGCUUCAGCAGUUACGAGCCAAUCAACGUUCGCAUGCAUUACAGCCGAAAAGUACAAAAGUCCCAUCAAGUGUAACAAAUACAGUCCGUAAUACACAAUCACCUGUUAACCAAGUUCGGCCAGCUGUCAGCCAAGCUGUGAUUAGAAAUGUCCCGUCAACAACUGGUGGUCGUGCAACACUAUCUCCAGCCCAAAACACUACGGCGGUAAAUCCAACAAACGCGACGGCAAUAACGAAAGUAACUAAAGGAAUGGCUAUCCACGCUCUCGAACAACAAUGUAGUGGUAAAAAAGCAAUGCUUCGGAAGCAGUUAGAGAGAACGCUAGAUAAAGUUGUUCUUCCAAAGCCUGCCGUGGGAAAUGGAUUGUCAGUGGUGCCUUUUGUUCCAAGCACUUUGACAAAUGAGUUUACUGCAAUGAUAGGCCUUGAGGAAAUCGUAACCACCAUACAAGACUUCGACCCAUUGAGCACGGAUAAGAGUUCUGAACAAUCUCGCUUUGUUAACCCAUUCUCAUGUUCACGUUGUGGUACGGACUUCACACCUGUUUGGAAACGCAAACGCCCAGGCUCAUCUGAAGUUGUUUGUGAAGCCUGUAUAGUUGACAGUCAGCGUUCAGUCAUUCAUAAAGCAUACAGUAGUGUUAUUUCAGCUGCACUUAAACAGCACGCUGCUUCAGAACGUGAAAUCGAGCAUGAAUAUCAAGACGUAGUCAAUUCACCAGCUAAGUUGGAAGCUUUUAUUAAAGAACAUGAACGUAAGCUUCUGGUUACUCAACAAGCUCAAGUAGCCCAACAACAGCAGCAACAAAUGCAGCAAGUUGCUUCAGCUACUGGCUUACAUAAUCAAAGGUACCAACAACAACAGCAAGGGUUCCAGUCUCAGAAUGUAUUUAAUACUGCUAGUAGCUCAAGGCAUGGACAAACAAAUGUGGUCAACAGCGCUUCCUCAUCUCAGUUAGGAAUGCCAAAUGUUUCGUCUCGUCGACAAACUACAUCCAAUAACGUUAGCGUCAGUUCUCCUGUUUCUUUACCUAUUCAGCAGCAGGGACAUGUAGCAGGAAAUGUUGUUCAGCAGUUGGCAUCUCGUUACCAACAACUUACAAAAGCAGCUGUUGCUGCAGUUGUUGGUGGUGGUCAAAGUCCGGUUAAUCAUUCUGUUGCUAAUAACGCUGCCACUGCCAACUUGAUGAUGACUGCGGCCGCAAAUCCUAUGCUUGCAGCAGCGGCAGCAGUUUCGGCAACUAAUCAGCAACAGCAAUCGGUUGCCCAACAACAGUUAACUGCUGCAGCAUUGGCACAACAAAGGCUAGCUGCAGUAGCAGCUCUAAACUUCCAGCAUCAACAACCACACCACACACAACCUUCAACUGGAGCUGUAACACCUAAUUCACCCAUUGAUCACUUAGCUCAGUUUACGCAGAUGCAGACAUUGUUAAUGAGCAGUCUCUUGGGAAAUGCAGGUAUAUUUUAUCACUUAUGUUUAUUAUCUUAAUCUGGAUAUUUUUAUUUUAAUCUCUGUCCUUAAUGCAAAUUGUCUUGUUUUUCGUGUGACUUGGGUAAUUACGAAUAACAUUUCCAAACGACUUUUAUUGCGGACUCUGUCUCAGCAACAAUAAGUUAGCUACGUUUUUCUGUCUAUCAAUUGCUCUGAUCUUACUUGUGAAAGGUCUGUAGAUUCGAUUUAUCUCAUAAGUUCUAUGGGGGUUUGAGCGUCCUUUCCAAAGUACAAAUUUAACUUGGGUCUGAUUGCAACUGUUCUUCAUAGUAUUGGGUGUAGUCUUUCUAUCAAGAUAUACUCUUCAAUUUGUGGUCGAAGGACUCAAAUUCCGCAUGUUCGAACUCUGCUUUCGUUCGAAAAACCGGAUAGUAACUCUGUUCUUUACACCAAUAACUGACUACAUAAACAUUUACCUGUUCAACCAUUCGACCUUGCAAAAUGUUGCCUCUGGUCUCCCUGUACCCAGCUGCAGAUUACGCUAAGAUUGUCUUAUAUCAGACAACGGAAUUCCAAGUAUCUAUGCUAUCCAUCCUUCAAAAUCCACUUUUCAAGAUUUAGUUGUGAAUUCUCUAGGUUUCUAUAAUUGGCAUACAAUUGAUCUGAACAACAGAAAAUAAACUUCCUAACUACAUUCAACUAUACAGUAAUUCAUAUCAUAGUUGAGUGGAUGAGAUUGCAAAAUCUUGGAGGAAUCGGGAUACAUGAUGUUUGUUCAUAGUCUCCACCUGCACUGUCACUAAGUGCAGUCCUAGCAAAAUGAACGAAAGAGUGAAUAAUGUUUUCUAAAUUUCAGCUCAAACAGGCAAAUAAAACUUUCUACUUCAACUGUCUCUUUUUCAACCAUUUAUUUUUAACGACUACUAUAGAAUUCUAAGUACUUUAAAUAUGCAAACAGAAUUACAUGUAACACUAAUCUAAUUACUGAUAGAUUUUGUUAUUUCGGACUGUGGUUUUUGAAGAUGCGUCAUUGUUUUUGGUGUUAAUUUGUGUCAAAGAAUUCUAAUACUUUGAUAAGUGGUGAUAAAAGCUGACUGAUAUUCAUCUUUAUCUUUUUCAACAAUAAUUCAGCUGCUGCUACUGGGGCGCAAGCAACAGCUAAUACUAGACAACAACAACAACAGCAAAUAUUGCAGCAUGCACUUUUACAGUACACCUACUUACUACAACAGCAACAAGCUGCUGCAGCUGCACAAGCUCAACAGCAACAAAAUCAGCAAGUUAAUGCUGCCGCAUUGCAACAGCUAAUGAGCGGUGCUGCAGCUAAUCCGGCAGCGUGUAUGACCUUGUUACAAAAUUUGUGGGCACUAAAUGCUGCGUCAAACGGUGUUAAAAAGUAGUGUUUUGAUAUCGUAACUUUAUUCCUAAUUUAAUGACUUCACUGUUUUGUGUGUCUAUUUGCUAUUGAUAUCUCUAUAUUUCUAUUAUUUGAUUAGCUCAUGUUUCAGUUUGCUGUGCCUUAGUGACUACAACGCGUACAGCGUACUUUAACACAAAUCAAUCGUUUAUUCUAGGCUGUUGUUAAAUUUUUUUACAUCAUCCACCGACUAGUUUACUACGUAUACCCAAAUUCUGGUUCUUUAAAACCACUUGUCAUUUCCUUUUUCUACAUUGUACAUAUCUUCAUAAAUUCGUCGUAUUGUUUCAGUUUCAUUUGCUUUAUUAAUGAUAUUUUUCUGAUUUUUCAGUGAACAUAUCGUCUUGCAAAUUGUCACUUACAGUUGUUUUCAUCCUAUCUGGUCAUGGGUUUAGUUUACAACACUCCCUGGCUUAUUUUUGGUUUUGAGCAUUGUGAGGAAGUAAUAGAUAAGUUCGAUCUGCUUAACGGUGUAGGGUAUUUUCAACAUGCCUGCAAACUCCAAUGUUGUUGGUAAUAUAGUACUUCAGGUAC
Messenger RNA from Schistosoma guineensis, 3781 nucleotides. Lineage: Eukaryota; Metazoa; Platyhelminthes; Trematoda; Strigeidida; Schistosomatidae. The record is from the annotation of a GenBank genome assembly.